AUGGCCAUUAAACUAGCACCAAUUACCCUCCCCGUCACUGCCAGUCGUACAGAUUUUGACACCGAUUUUGGUCGGGAAGUCAAGGGCGUGAACCCUGGCGAACUAACUCCUGAGCAAUUUAGGGAGAUCGAGACAGCUUUGUACACUCAUGGAAUUCUACUGUUCAGAGAUGUUACUCUGACACCGGAACAACAGUAUGCUUUAACAAAGGCUUUUGAUCCCGAGUCCGAAUCAUACGGACAUGGCAACAACAAGACCCAGUCGACCAAGAAGUCUAUCCUUCAUCCAGACCUUAAGACGAUUCCCCGGGUGCCCCAAGUUCAACUCAUCGGCAACGGCACGGUCUACAACCAUGAAGGUCUUGAAUCCGCUGCUCUCAAGCACCCCUCGCAUACAACUUUCCACAAGACCCAUGUCUCGGCUGGAAACGAGGCCCUGGGCUUCACUAGAUUCUAUCGCUGGCACAUCGAUGCUGCGCUGUACGAUUACAAUCCACCUCGUGCGACUACCCUCUAUGGCAUCACCGUGCCUGAGGGUGAUAGGCAGACUGUUAGGUAUAGCGAUGACGAUGAUCCAUCCGGAGAAAACCCUAUCUCUUUUGUGUCAGGAAAGAAGAUGUUCCAGAUCCUGCCGCCUGAGUUGAAGAGUUUUGCCGUUCGGACCUCUGUUCGGUACGCACCCCAUCCUUACGUCUGGAUGGCGCCUGCUCGUGCGAAGUCGGACGGUCUGGGAAUCGUGAACGAAGGCCUGGAAUUGCCGCUGAAUGAACUUCCAGAGUGGGAGCAAUCAAAAAUUAAAACGCUGCCUAUUCUUUGGAAGAACCCUGUCACAGGCGAACUACACUUCCAAGUGCAUCCUUGCGGUGCUCAAGAACUUAUCGUAAAACCCUUACCACUUGGCGCUUCCCGUGAGGGUGCUUUAUACCCCGAUGGAGAACAUAUCAAGGACCUUGGGAAGGUUCGCGAACUUCUGCACUUGAUGCAGCGGCCCGGUAUUGCCCCCGGGUUGGUGUAUCCGCAUGAUUGGAAGGAACGCGAUCUCGUCUUGUUCCACAACCGCGGUUUGCUUCACACCGUCGUCGGUGCUUUCAAGCCCGAUCAAGUUCGCGCAUUCCAUCAGUGCAACCUCGCCGCGUCCGAUGUUCCCACUGGUCCCACGGAGCAGGAUAUCAUUGCGUGGGCUUGA
Suillus subalutaceus is the source of this 1185-nucleotide messenger RNA. RefSeq lists its product as uncharacterized. Lineage: Eukaryota; Fungi; Basidiomycota; Agaricomycetes; Boletales; Suillaceae. The transcript has 6 exons. Gene Ontology annotation, molecular function: oxidoreductase activity. The coding region runs from base 1 to 1185 and encodes 394 amino acids. The record is from RefSeq and is a predicted model, not a curated record.